UUGGCGCGAAAUGGGAACUGUUCUAUUUGCCUGCAUUGUAUGUUCAUUCUCGUUCAUUCUGAGGCAAUUUAAGUAGUAACAAGUACGCACCAUCGGGUGAGUGUGGAGGUGAAUAUAUGUAUUAACAAUUUAGAGUAGAGAAGAGUGUUGGUAAUGGAGUAUUCUCGAAGGAUAAGGUCGAUUUCGUCCAGGCAGUCUGUCCAAGCGGGCAGUCUUGUGGAAAUGUACCCUAGUGACUUACAGCUGUACAAAGUUCCGCCCAUUUCAAGUAUUUCACUUGCAGAAUUUGAAGGUCUAGCACAAGAAAGGUUGAAAUUAUUGAGGACAGUUGAUAAUAUCAACUUACGGGGACUGAAUAAAUAUUCAGAUGAAUGGAAAAACACUUUUAUAACUGAGUUAAAGAAGUUGGGAUUGAAAAGCUUUGCCAAAUUGAUAAAUGGAACUGGUUGCGGCCAUACAGAGUCAGAAUUGCAGGCCCGAAAGCGAGACCAUAUAUCUCAUUUUAUAUUGCGUCUUGCAUAUUGCAGAUCAGAAGAUUUGAGGCGAUGGUUUAUUUCAAGAGAACUAGAUUUGUUCAGAAUGCGAUUUAGCUCUCUGAGUGCUGAAGGAAUACAGCGUUUCAUGCAAAUCAACGAUUUAAAAUAUGAACCAAUCUCGGAGACUGAGAAGUCAAAGUUAAAAGAGUGUCUGUUUGAAUCGUCAUAUAUGAUUCCAUCAAUGGCCAGUUUAGCUGCACACGAAUUUUACCGUGUUCCAUAUACUGACGUGCAGGACCUUGUUCGAUCUCGAAAAGUUUACUUGUCUUGUGGGUAUGCAUAUGUGCCCAGUAGCGACUUGGUAUCUAUACUAUCAACAGUCUUCAGAACUAAUUUGGCUCAUGGUAUGGCAAUGACUGCUCGUAUGCUCCCCACUUUGGAGGGUGAUGAACGUAUCUUUCGACUGUUGAAGAACCUGCAUCACAGUUAUACCGGUGAAGAAUAUUCUGCUCUGAAGAACUCCAACAUUAGCAGUGUACAGUUGGACCAGCUUGAUCUGCUUUCUCGUCAUUCCUUUCCUCCAUGCAUGAGGAAGCUACACGAACAUCUACGUUCAAAUCACCAUAUGCGUCAUGGUGGUCGAAUGCAGUAUGGUUUAUUCUUAAAAGGUAUAGGACUUUCGUUGGAGGAUGCCUUGCGUUUCUGGAGAGAUGAAUUUACCAAGCAAAUUGAUGCAGAUAAAUUUCAGAAGCUGUAUGCAUAUAACAUACGGCAUAAUUAUGGUAAGGAAGGGAAACGUACGAACUACACACCAUACAGCUGCAUUAAGAUAAUCAUGUCAAAUGUGGGACAUGGCGAUGCUCACGGAUGUCCAUUUAGGCACAGUGACUUACCACAUCUGAAACAGCAGUUACUUGCAUGGAAACUUCCAGUUGCUGGAAUUAACGAAGUGGUAGAAUAUGUCUCUCAGGGCCACUUCCAGUUGGCAUGUGGCAAGUACUUCCAGCUUACACAUGGUAUACAGUCUGAUGUAAACAUCAAUCAUCCAAACCAGUACUUCAUGGACAGUCAGAAUGUUUUAAGUGGUAAACAUGUUAACGGAGUGGCUGAAAGGGGAAUGCCGGAGGGAAAAAAGAUGGCUGCAUCUGCAAUAGAAGAUUUGUGGGGUGAUGAUAAGGAGCUAGAGUCCAUUGAUGUUGAUGUGCAGUAGGCUGAAGCAAUGAAAUUUGACAAAUAGAAAUGGAAGUAACAGUGAAUGUGACAUCCUUUCCUUCAGAAUUGUGAACAAAAUGUUUCCAAAAUUCUCUGCUUUGCUCUGUAGGACAUACAUUAUGUAAGUUAACUAAUUUCUUCAGUAUUUUACUUUAUUGCAUGGGAUUUCUUGUGCUGUGUCAGUAAGCUGAUAGCGAGAUUGUGAUGGCAUUUUGCUUGUAGCCAGUGUGGUUUGCAAAGCUGUGUAGGCUACCAUUUACGGUGGAAUCAGUUCACUGUUGACUUCAGCAGAGGUCAAACAUUUUUGGACAUCUGGUAGCCAGUAUUCUGUGUUCGUUUGCUGUGGCUCUCACCUCUUCUCAGUUCACAAGAUUCAUGUCUUCCUCUCCAUGCAGGUGCAUUUCCUGUUAUGUAAUUGCAUACAAAUCAGAUAGGUUAUUUAAAAAUGUACCCUUUAGUCACUACAUGUUUUAUCUCACUUGUGGCUCAUCAUCAUGUGGUGUAAAUACAUUUUUUGCAACAAUAAACCAAGAGCAGCAAGCAUUAAUAAAAUAUAACAUGUUUCCAAUUCAUCUCAUAAGGGUUACAUAAGAAUUGUUGCUAUUACACACCAUUAAAAUGAAAGAUUUUAAUAUUAAAGACAGUUGAAAUAUAAUUAGAUGCUUCAUGUAGUUUUGUUGAUGCUGUACAGUUUGUGCCCAUUUUUGGGGGCAGUAAAUUCUUGUGUAUAAUUUGCUAUCAAUGUGAUUUCAUAAAAUUUGGGGGGGGGGCAGUAUUUUGUAUGAUGCAACUUUGUAAAUGAAGCUGUGAGUAUAUUCUUAACUGUGCAGUAAAUAAGUGCCCCUGGUUGAGUGUGAUGGUAAAGCUAUAUCCCUGUAACAGGCCGUGGAGGCCCCUAGGGUUGUGAGACAUCGAGGCUCACAGAUGGCAGUGAG
Cryptotermes secundus is the source of this 2623-nucleotide messenger RNA. It is a transcript of the gene Prim2, whose product is annotated as DNA primase large subunit. Bases 154 to 1686 code for a protein of 510 amino acids. Gene Ontology annotation, cellular component: alpha DNA polymerase:primase complex. Gene Ontology annotation, biological process: DNA replication, synthesis of primer. NCBI's taxonomy places the organism in Eukaryota, Metazoa, Arthropoda, Insecta, Blattodea, Kalotermitidae. The record is from RefSeq and is a predicted model, not a curated record. The transcript has a single exon.